Haplochromis burtoni (Burton's mouthbrooder) is the source of this 1162-nucleotide messenger RNA. RefSeq names its product N-acetyllactosaminide beta-1,3-N-acetylglucosaminyltransferase 3-like. The transcript has a single exon. Gene Ontology annotation, cellular component: membrane. NCBI's taxonomy places the organism in Eukaryota, Metazoa, Chordata, Actinopteri, Cichliformes, Cichlidae. Gene Ontology annotation, molecular function: hexosyltransferase activity. The record is from RefSeq and is a predicted model, not a curated record. Bases 11 to 1147 code for a protein of 378 amino acids.
AGUUUAAAGGAUGAGAAUAAGAAAGUCAAAAAAUCUCCCGAUAGCUGGAGUUCUUUUUUUAUUGAUUUUCCUUCUUUGGAGGGUUGGAUUUUUCCACCGUGGGUUUGACUUUGUACCUGUGACUACCAGAAGCAAAGGCGUUCAAAAGAAGACACCUAUGAAAAACUCUCAUAUGUCCUCGUGGUCAAAAUGUCAACAAAACACAUCUACCGCCAACACCCCAGGAUUCCAAACACUUCCUCAGCAUAUCAAGGAUUUCCUCUACUAUCGCCACUGUCGCCACUUCCCCAUGCUACUGGACAUUCCGGACAAAUGUGGAGGAGCUGACAAAUCUGGAGAAGUCUUUCUUCUUCUGGUCAUUAAAAGCUCUCCGGGGAACUAUGAACGCAGAGAGGUGCUGCGCAAAACGUGGGGUGAAGAGAGGUUACACAACGGUGUGUGGAUUCGACGGAUCUUCAUCUCAGGAACGACAGAGAGCGGGUUUGAGAAGGAAAGGCUGAACAAACUCCUGGAGCUGGAGCAACAGGAGCACAACGACAUCCUCCAAUGGGAUUUCAGUGACACAUUUUACAACCUUACAUUGAAGCAGAUACUCUUUCUUGAAUGGAUGGAAAGGAACUGUCCCAAUGCUCACUUCCUGUUGAAUGGUGAUGACGACGUCUUUGCCAACACAGACAACAUGGUCGAGUAUCUGCAAAGCCUCAAGGACAAUGAUGGAAGCCAGCACCUCUUUACUGGCCAUCUUAUCCAGGGAAAAGGGCCUAUUAGAGGGAAUAACAGCAAGUACUAUAUUCCUGUUCAGGUGCAUGAGUCCGACUCAUACCCUCCUUACUGUGGGGGUGCAGGCUACCUCCUGUCUCACUAUACAGCUUUGGUCAUAUACAAAAUGUCAAAAUCCAUUAACCUUCUUCCCAUUGAUGACGUUUACAUGGGGAUGUGUCUGGCCAAAGCAGGACUUGGUCCUGUGUCCCACAUGGGCUUCAAGACUGCUGGACUGCACAUCCCAUCAAAUAAAGUGGAUCUUUAUGACCCCUGUUAUUACAAAGACUUUUUACUAGUACACAGAUUUCUCCCGGCUAGGAUGUAUUUUAUGUGGCAUAAAAUACACGAUCCUAAUCUAAAAUGUGGCGAUAGUAGCAAUCGCUGAAGAUUCAUAUUUUCU